Molecule: messenger RNA, 2613 nt
Organism: Photinus pyralis (common eastern firefly)
Lineage: Eukaryota; Metazoa; Arthropoda; Insecta; Coleoptera; Lampyridae
Product: neprilysin-2-like
Exons: 10
Coding region: 381-2537 (718 amino acids)
Biological process (GO): protein processing
Cellular component (GO): plasma membrane
Molecular function (GO): metalloendopeptidase activity
Source: RefSeq, a predicted model, not a curated record
CUAAAAUUUCUAACUAUAAUAUAUAAUAUAAUAACUAUAAUUUUAUAUGCAAGGUUUCAAACUAAACAUUAAUUUUACUUAUAAGCUGCUCUUAGUUUGGUUGAAAACAAGGAGGGUCCACUUUUUUGGGGAAGAUGCCUUCUGCUGUCCCUCGAAAAAGUUCGAUUCAAAAGAAAAUUAAGGUUGACAUGGCAACCAUAAGCCGGUAGGGAAAGGGAAAUUUAAUUACCGAGUUUAAAUAUCACUACAAGAAAGCCAAGCAGAUUAUUCUUAUUCUUAUAAGUUGCUUUAUAGUAUAGUGUAAGUAUUGGUUUUAUAAUAAAUUCAGCUGUUGAAGAAACUACGUGCAGAACCCAUCAUGCAGGAAUAGACCAACAACCAUGAAGAGGUGCCCGAUACUAGUGUCUACAGUAAUCUGCUAUAUGACUCGUUUAUCAUUAAUAUCUGUGGUAAUUGCACUCUAUAUCAAAACAGAUGGCGCAAUCCACGCUGAAGUGAUGGCCAGUAGUCAACCAAUUCUCAAUUUGGAUUCCUUAAGAAAUGUGUGUACUACACCUGCCUGUCUUUGCGCAUCUUCCAGUAUUUUGAAUAAUAUGGACCCAAGCGUAGAUCCAUGCGAUGAUUUUCAUGAGUUUGUAUGCGGCAAUUAUCUGAAAACGACUAAUAUACCAGAUGAUCAACAUUCGAUUGGAACAAUGAAUAAAGUAAAUGAAUUACUUCAAACACAUUUACGAUAUACACUAGAAGAAAAUAUUAAUCCAAGUGAACCUAAACCUUUCUUCCUAGCGAAACAGUUAUACGCGGCAUGCAUGAACGUGACCGCGAUCGAGUUAGACGGAUUGACGACCGCCAAAUCACUUUUGAAGGAAUUUGGCGGAUGGCCUUUGCUUGGGGGGCCAAAAUUAGAUCGAGAAAAAUUUGAUAGUCAAUCAUUGUGUGUAUUUUUAAAUUUUGAGGUUCAACUGGACCACAGGAAUACUUCAAGGAACGUUAUCUAUGUGUCACAUGCGAGUUCAAUUUUUUUUUCACCCUACCCGUACAGUAUGAUCGAAAAGUAUCUGGAACAUCUUUCUAGUUACAUGGUCGAUAUUGCUGUUAUCUUUGGUGCUAGCAAAGUAGUGGCCGAGAAGGAAUUCGUUAAAGUGUUUAGAUUGGCAGAAAAAUUGCAUUAUAUUAAAAAAAACAUAAAGUGCACAGUCCUCACUCUCAUGUCUGUGUCUAAACUUCAACACAAGUUCCCAGGUAUUCCUUGGUUAAAAUACUUUAACCACGCAUUUAACUUACCUGAUACACGUAUUAAUAUGGUCUAUGUUUGUCCCGCCUAUAUUUUGGAAGUAGAAAAACUGCUGAAGAUUACAUCCAAAAGAACACAAGUAAACUACUUUAUGUGGAAGAUAGUUUCUACAAUGGUGGUACCUCACCUUACGAAACACUUGCGAGAACGCGAGCUGAAUUAUACCUCAUUGUUGAGUGGGCGAGUGCGAAGACAGCCCAGAUGGAAGCAAUGCGUCGAUGUAGUCGCACAAGGUAUGCCCCUUGCUACCGGUGCUUUGUAUGUUCGAAGAUAUUUUCGAUUAGAGACAAAACGACAAGCUAUGGAAAUGGUUUCUGACAUUAAAGGCGAAUUUGUUAAUAUCUUGAAACGGGUCGAUUGGUUAGAUAACACAACCAAAAACCUCGCCCUAGAGAAAACCUUAGCUAUGGUGUCACAUGUUGCAUAUCCCGAUGAGAUACUGCUGAAUAAAAAUUUAGAAGCAUAUUACGAAGGGCUUAAUUUUACGUCGGAAAAUUACCUGGAUAUGCGGUUUCGUCUGAAAUUAUUUGGACGUGAAUGCUCGGCCAAAAGUUUAAGGCUCCCAAUAAACAAAACCGACUGGACCACUCACGCAGAUUCGGCAGUGGUCAACGCAUUUUAUAGAGUUAAAGAAAACAGUAUACCAGAAAUUCCUGCCGGAAUAUUGCAAGGAGCUUACUUCAGCAUUGAUAGGCCGCAGUUUAUGAAUUAUGGCGGCAUUGGCACUAUUAUUGGUCAUGAAAUUAUUCACGCGUUUGAUAGUAAAGGUGUGAAGUAUGAUAAAGACGGAAAACGUUCGUAUUCGUGGUCAUCAUCAGCAAUGGAGGCAUUGGAGCUGAAGAAAACAUGCCUCGUUAAUCAAUAUGAGAAGUACACCAUCCCCGAACUCAAAGUAAAUUUGAACGGUGUUCAAACGUUGGCGGAAAAUAUAGCCGAUAACGGUGGUUUCAGGGUGGCUUACUUAGCGUAUAAGAGAUGGGUUAAACGAAAUGGAGAAGAGCAAAGACUACCAAUCUUAAAUUAUACCGAUAGUCAGUUAUUUUGGAUUUCUGCUGCUACUUCUCAAGGGUGUUCAAAAGGUCGCGUGGAGCACGCCGAGUACCUUUUUCACAAAGACCCGCAUUCACCUGGCAAUGUUAGAGUUAACUUCCCACUAGCCAAUACGGAUUAUUUUGCUGAUGAUUUCAAUUGUCCAGAAGGAAGUAAAAUGAACCCAGUCGAUAAAUGUAUGGUUUGGAAAUGAUGUCUUUUUUGUUUAAUUUAGUAGGCAUAUAACAUUUAAUAAAGUAAUGCAACACAAGGUCCAUUGACGAUGAUAA